AGUCGUAGGUUACUUCCGGGCUUCAUUUUGUGACUCUUUCUUUGAUGUGUUUUGAUCGAUACUAUCUCUGUAAAUGACUAAAUGCCUUGCAGUACUCCUUCUUUUAUUUCUUAGAGCUAGAUCUACUUUGAGACAGACUGUGGUCACGUGUCUCAUUAGAUGUAGAGCAAUGCCAGAGAAUACAUUACUUUACACAGACCGGUAAAAUAGUUUAUGAACUGUUUUGUUUUUCCAGGAACCUUUUAAAGUGAAUUAAGAAAACAUUAGAAAACAUAAGAAUUAUAUGACUUGAAGUAGAUGGACAUCCUGGACAGUGCGCUUGUUGUUGAAGAAAAGAUAGACGAAUUGAACGAGACUGUAUCCAUAUUGGACGAUGAAGCGGUCAUGAUCAUGCACAGGAUAUUUGUCUGGGUCGUCAGUCUUUACAUUCCCAUCAUCAUGAGCACCAAUACGCUCGUUUUCUGGGGCAUCGUCCUGUACCCGGGCUUCUAUACUAGCAACAACAUGCUCCUGGUCAGCCUGGCCUGUGCCGACUUCCUGAUGGGAGGUUUCUGUCUGCCGCUUUACAUCCUGUGCUAUUCCAGGCCGACAAGGGAAAUUAUUGCCAAUAACAAAUACGCCUGUCUGACUCGGUUAUCAUCCGUGACUCUCACGGUAGGUGGCUCCAUCGUCUCUUUACUGAUGAUCACUAUCGACCGUUACCUGGCCAUUCUGUACCCUUUCUUAUACAGCAAGUGGAUCUCCGUGGAGCGAACUAUUAAAGCUAUCGUCGCUAUGUGGCUGCUGGUGCUAUGCAUUGCCAUAAUUCCUUUCUUGGGUUGGAACAAUUAUGACUACGAGAUUAAGGACCCACACAGACGCUGCAACUUUUACAUCACUGUACCUUGGCAUUACGUCCUGUGGGCCAACAUCGUGACCAGCCAAAGCUGCAUCCUCUUGUCUGCUGCCCUUAAUGGUCACAUUAUCUAUGUUGUCAGAAAACAAAUUAUUUGGUUCAGGGCUCAGAAAAGCAGGUGGUCGAAAGAACAGAGCAGACACUUCGAGCAACGCGUCAACAGUGUGAAGAUCACCGUGACCUUAAUGGUCCUGUUUAUAAUCCUUUGGUUUCCUUACCUCAUGAUUGCCCCGUUAAAACUGAAUCACGUUUUUAGCCCCGAAAAUAUCGAAGUCGCUAAGUGCAUUACUUUACUGAUCAGUUUCGCUAACUCAUUAGUGAAUGCCCCUAUCUAUGCCAUACUUAGAGUGGAAUAUAGAGCCGUGUAUAGGCGAAUGUUGACUACUUCGCCAAUGCAAUGGAAAUCAGAGUUAAGGAACCUGUACAGAUUAAAACAUUCGGUUCCAAAAAAAAGAAAAAAGAAAUCUUCAACACUUUUGAGUAAUAAAGAAAAUCCAAGAUCAUAGAGUAACAUUUGUUGUAUUCUUUUUUUUUAGCGGCCCCCGUAGGGGGAAAAGCCGCUAUUAGGUCUGUACAAAAUGUCCGUCUGUCACACUCAGAUCUAAAAAAAACUAGAAGAGAAAUGAUAAUCUUAUUUCACCAUGCCUGUGGCUUGCAAAGUUUAGGUGCAACGGCUACUUUUAGUUUUCUAAAUGCAAACCGUUUAGUUUAUAAAGUUAAUACUCUGGGGACCGCCUCUGAGUUUGUGUUGUCACACACUCUCUUUAUAAUAUUGUUUUUUUUUUGUUUUUUUUUUUGUAUUUGUCUUAAUUUGUAUUUGAUCAUUUCGAUUGCACAUUAAGAAUACUCGAAUGUUCUAAACCAUGUCUUACAAUCUGUUUACUAGCAUGAAAAUAAUUUAAGCAAUUAAUAGGAUCGUUUUAAAGAUAGUCCUAUUCCUAAUGUUUCAUGUAUUUCCCAAACACAACGAGGAUAAACAGUUGGCUGGAAAA
Biomphalaria glabrata is the source of this 1887-nucleotide messenger RNA. Its product is annotated as adenosine receptor A2b-like. The coding region runs from base 298 to 1401 and encodes 367 amino acids. Gene Ontology annotation, cellular component: membrane. Gene Ontology annotation, molecular function: G protein-coupled receptor activity. The record is from RefSeq and is a predicted model, not a curated record. Lineage: Eukaryota; Metazoa; Mollusca; Gastropoda; Planorbidae. Gene Ontology annotation, biological process: G protein-coupled receptor signaling pathway. The transcript has 2 exons.